AUGAUGCCUCUCAAAACGCAAAGGAAGGUAAUGAAAAGGAUUCGUUUCUCCAAUAAGAAGAGUGAACCAUUCACAAACACAAAAGACGUACUUUCCAGAAGAUUCAUUUCAUCACAAAAUAAUAUUAAAGCCUGGUCCAUGCUCAAAAGACCACAUUUCAUCAUUCCCAAACCAGCAACAGCAAGACAGUUAAUUUUAAAGCCCAAGUUCGAGCCAAUAGAUAAUCCGAAUGAUUACUUUCGGCCCAAACCCUUAUUUGUAAGAAACAAUGAUAAUUUCUAUGCAAAUGAUUACCAGACGCCUAAAAGACAACCUGAUUUGAAAUGGAGGAACAAAAUAAGCUAUAUACAAGAUGCUUUGAAGCAAUUCGCGCCGCAAACAAAAUCAAGAAUAGAUACAACUUUAGAAAGACCUACGUUACUACCGACGUACAAACCAAAGUUCUUGAGAGACAGGAUAGACUCCAUCAGAAAUUAUCUCAAUAAUGGUGAAUACGUGAAGCCGACAAAAAAAUCUCUUGAACGCGAAUAUUUCUUAAAGGAUUAUGAAAAUGAUGACGACCAGUCUUCAAUGUUUUACUAUCGAAGAGAUAAUCAAGGCGACGUGGAGACUACGACGGCUAAGAGACGAACGCGACGAAAACCAAGAACGUUAUUUUUCCUCAGUCCGACUGUAACUAGUUGGUGGUUAGACGACAUGUACCUGAAAGUGCGGCUGCCUCUGCCGAUCAACUCCAACCCUGGCAUGGUGUUUCCGCGCCGCAAGUUCGCCAAGAUGGAAGAGGUGGCUGAUCUCGGAGCGUUGUUCAUCGACGAUCUAUUGGACUACAAGGAAAUGUUGGACAGGGGCGAGCUUCCUCUGGAAAGAGCAACUAGCCGUGAAAAGGGUCAGCCGCUGUGCAUGGAACAAUUCUACCGCCUGCUGGGCGUAUGUCGCAUCCCUGAAAUGGGAAGAGAUAGGUUAGAUCUCCCAAAGAUUAAAAACGGGACCGAAGAACAAGAGGAGCUCGUUGUUGUAGCUUGCAGGAAUUAUUUUUAUCCAAUCCCAGUGAAAGCAAUGGAUCGCGGGCGGCUUACUCCAGGAGAGAUCCAAGCGCAGAUCCUUCACGCCAUGGUAGACGCGUCUGCAGCUCCGCCAGCACCCAGAGUCGGGCUCCUCACUUCCAUGAACAGGGACCAGUGGGCCAGAGCUAGAGAGCAGCUUAUUAGAGAUGAGAACAACCGCUCCAAUCUGGAACUGAUAUCGCGCGCGCUAUGCAUCCUCUGCGUGGACGAGGCUGGGGGAGACCGGGCCGACACUGACGAACAGACAAACGCAAUGCUGCGAGCCAUGCACGGCGCCGGCACCAGACACCACUCCGCCAACCGCUGGUUCGACAAGACUGUGCAGCUCAUCAUCUCAUCUGACGGCACGGUGGGAAUGUGUUACGAGCACAGCGCGGCUGAAGGCGUGGCCGUCAUCAGGUUGGCGGAGCGGGCACUGGCUAGGGCUGAGGUGGCAGACAGGCCAGCCCCGCCGCCGGCGCUGCUGCCAGCCCCUCAGGCUAUGAAGUGGAACAUCACGGGUGAUGUGCAGAGGACUAUCGAGCAGGCUGCUAGGGACUUGGAUCGCGCCAUCUCGGACCUGGAUUUCAAGGUGUACACGUACCGCGGCUACGGACGUGAAUUCAUGAAGUCCUGCAAGACCAGCCCUGAUGUCUACAUACAGCUGGCAUUGCAGUAUGCUUAUUACAAGAUGUAUGGUUAUCUAGUGACGACAUACGAGUCAGCAUCUCUACGCCGCUUCCGGAACGGCAGGGUGGACAACAUCAGAUCUGCCCACAACGGAGCCCACGCGUGGGCAGCGGCCAUGUGCACCGCUGAGACCCCCCCACUGAAUGAAGCCAACGAUGAUGGGCAGAAGAAAGUGUCCUUUAACUUGUAUGGGGAGCAAAAGAAACUUGAGCUGUUCGAAGAAGCAGCACGCAAGCAGACAUCGAUCAUGGAGGCUAACAUCCUAGGCCGAGGAAUCGACAACCAUCUCCUGGGGCUGAGAGAGGCGGCGCGGGAGUCUAUGGGAGCGUUGCCACCGCUGUUUAACGAUGAUACUUACAAGCAGAUGAUACAUUUCAAACUGAGCACUAGCCAGGUGGCGACUACAACCGAAGGCACUUUCAUGGGGUACGGCGCAGUGGUGCCAGACGGCUACGGCUGCAGCUACAACCCGAAGAAGGACUGCGUCAUAUUCUGCAUUUCCUCAUUCACGUCCUCCAGCGUCACUAACACCGAGGCUUUCCGUCAAUCCUUGGAGGAGGCUCUUGACUCCAUGAAACUCAUGUUCCAGGCAAGGAAAGUUGAAAACUAA
Molecule: messenger RNA, 2343 nt
Organism: Manduca sexta (tobacco hornworm)
Lineage: Eukaryota; Metazoa; Arthropoda; Insecta; Lepidoptera; Sphingidae
Product: choline O-acetyltransferase-like
Exons: 10
Coding region: 1-2343 (780 amino acids)
Biological process (GO): acetylcholine biosynthetic process; neuromuscular synaptic transmission
Cellular component (GO): cytoplasm; neuron projection
Molecular function (GO): choline O-acetyltransferase activity
Source: RefSeq, a predicted model, not a curated record